Molecule: messenger RNA, 468 nt
Organism: Acanthoscelides obtectus
Lineage: Eukaryota; Metazoa; Arthropoda; Insecta; Coleoptera; Chrysomelidae
Source: the annotation of a GenBank genome assembly
AUGAACAGGUCGUUCCUCGCUGAAACAAUAUCUUCCAUUAAAACCAAUAAGAGAUGUAUUAAGAUUUGGGAGAGAUGCGAUUCUGACACUGGAUACGUAUGUGAUAUGAACAUAUAUGCUGGGAAAGACGAAGAGCAAAAAGAAGGAACAUUAGGGGAAAGAGUGGUAAACAAGUUAUGCAGCUCUAUAAACGAUCCAAACGUGAUGUUGUGUUUUGAUCAUUUUGCUGCUGUUGUAUGUCAAAUAAAAAAAAACCUGCCACAGUUUGAUAAGAAAAAAGUGGGAAAAGGAGAUUGCCAAACAUUAUCUAGUGAUCAGGGUAUUAUCGCAAAUCUAUGGAAAGAUUCUAAAGAGGCUUUGAUUCUUGCAAACUGUCACAAAGACAAAAUGGGAUCUGUAGAAAGACGCCAAAAAGGCGGAACCAAAAUUAACGUGCCCUCUCCGGAAGCUAUAAAAGCAUAUAAUUGA